GCCGUCUACAAACAAGUAUUGGAUGUCCAAAGGAAUUCAGUCUCCCCCCCCUUGAAAGUACUUAUUUGACAGGGCACAGUCAGAAAGAGCUUGCACUCCCACCAAGGUUCAGUAAGGCACAGACGCUCAGUCUCCUUCCUCGGCUCUCUUUUUGGAACAUUUGGUGGAGCCAAGCAAAAAAUAAGCAGCCAUGGAUGCCAUCAAGAAGAAGAUGCAGAUGCUUAAGCUCGACAAGGAGAAUGCCUUGGACAGAGCAGAGGGAGCCGAGGGAGACAAGAAGGCAGCAGAGGACAAGAGCAAACAGUUAGAGGAUGAAAUAAGUGAGUUGGAAAAGAAAUUGCGGAUCACCGAAGAUGAGAGAGAUAAAGUGCUUGAUGAAUUCCAAGCCGCCGAGGAAAAAUUGCUGAGCGCCGAGGAGGUGGCCACCAAGCUCGAGGAUGACGUGAUAGCUCUGCAGAAGAAGCUGAAGGGAACAGAGGAUGAGUUGGACAAGUACUCUGAGUCUCUUAAGGAUGCCCAGGAGAAACUUGAGCUGGCUGAGAAGAAAGCCACUGAUGCUGAGGCCGAUGUCGCUUCCCUUAACAGACGUAUCCAGCUGGUUGAGGAGGAGUUGGAUCGUGCUCAGGAGCGUCUGACAACUGCCCUGACCAAGCUGGAGGAGGCUGAGAAGGCGGCUGAUGAGUCUGAGAGAGGCAUGAAGGUCAUUGAGAACAGGGCCUCCAAGGAUGAGGAGAAGAUGGAGCUGCAGGAGAUCCAGCUGAAGGAGGCCAAGCACAUCGCAGAGGAGGCUGACCGCAAAUACGAGGAGGUUGCCCGUAAACUGGUCAUCAUUGAGAGUGAUAUGGAGCGUACAGAGGAGCGCGCUGAGCUUUCAGAAGGCAAAUGCUCUGAGCUUGAAGAAGAGUUGAAAACUGUGACCAACAACCUGAAGUCACUGGAGGCCCAGUCUGAGAAGUACUCACAUAAGGAGGACAAGUAUGAGGAGGAGAUGAAGGUCCUCACCGACAAGCUGAAGGAGGCUGAGACACGUGCUGAGUUCGCUGAGAGAUCAGUAGCCAAGCUUGAGAAGAGCAUUGACGACUUGGAAGAGAAACUGGCACAUGCUAAAGAGGAGAACCUUGAUAUGCACCAGAUGCUGGACCAGACUCUAAUGGAACUAAAUAACAUGUGAAAGCCUGGUUUACCCACUAUGGUUUGGGCUUUUUGUAUUUGCACCUUGCUUGCCAUGAGCCCUCAUUCCAUUCCAUGCCCAUGGUGAGGAACACAUAACCAGAUGCUUUUCCUUUUGCACCGUCCUGCUUUCAGUGGAACUCAACGAGGGAGUAGAACUAAGGGAAAGGUACAACAUUUCCUUAAUGAAGCCCAAAAUGAGAAACACUUUUGUUUUUGCCAGCUGAUUUAUAAUGUCAGCAUUUUAAUCAUUGACAUUAGUUCGCUUUUGACGAGUUAUCAGGUGAAAUGACGUAUCAUUUGCUACAAAGGUUGUAUUUGGGUCAUUCCACUAAUUCGGUGUCUUUUGAGAUGUGUAACUUGGCGGGAGAACUUAAUUUCACCCAAUUUUUACAUUCUGUCAUAAAGAACAUAUGUUCAACUUAAUGAAAACCAAGUUCUCAUCUUAAGGUAAAAAAAAGUCAUUUUAAAUGACUAAGUGCCAUAUAAAGAAACAAGGUUGACCGUAACAGGGUUGACAAUUUCAUCAUAAAUCUGCCAUAAAUUUCCAUGUGACAGGGAAUGGAAGGUUGUUGUGUGCAACAGGGAGCGGCAAUUGAAUGCAAGCUUCACAAAUAAAAUAGUUAACAGGGUUGACGUGUUCUGCUUGACCCACUCUGUUUUCCACAACAAAAUACCAGGAAAUGGCCGAAAGAGUAGAACCAGCUCACCUGCUUAUACACUGAUUUGACUAUUAGAUGUUCAAUGUUUCUUUUGGAAUUAAAAAAAAAAUAAAAAUGUAAGGACUAGUUUCACCAUAUUAAAGAGUUCAGGUAACAGGGUUGAUCUUAAAACGAGGGGCAGUUUUAUUUGUUUUUCCUUUAAAACUAAUGAUGGUGAAAACUUGAAGACAUUUUGGGGUUAGGUGGGUUAAAAUCUUCCUCAAAGUCAGAGGGUACACAGAGGGACUUGUCAAAAUGCUGGAUUUUGGCACUUAGGGCGAGUCUUUAUUUGUGUUCAUCUGAAUUCUCCAUGUAGUCUAUAUUGUAGAGGACAUUAUUGAAUACAACAGGCUUUUAAAACGAAAUAUUGGUGCACUAUUUCUACUUCAAAUAUUGAAGGUACGCAAAAGGCACUCAUUUCGUGGAACAACCUUUUUAUCUGCAUUUGAUAAAUUAAUUUAGUUUAUAUAGUAACAUUAUUUUGAUUGUUUGGUGCCAAUAUUAAGCCCUGGCUAGAAGGGGAUCUACUUACACUCCCAAAGUAUAUUUAUUUUUCUUUUGAUCCUGAAACUCAUUACAAAAUGCAUGGCAACAUUAUCUUGCGAAAUGCAUUCCUGUUCUCGUUUUUUUUUUCUUCUUGUCUAGAAAUAUGACUCAAUCAUAUGUGAUUGUGCCUCGCAUAAAACUGUUUUAUUAAAUGUAGAUGUUUUAAAUGUAUAUCAUAUCUGAAAUGUAUAAAAUGAAUAUAAAUAAAACCUCACAGUUUAA
This is a messenger RNA of Salmo salar (Atlantic salmon), 2639 nucleotides long. RefSeq lists its product as uncharacterized. The record is from RefSeq and is a predicted model, not a curated record. NCBI's taxonomy places the organism in Eukaryota, Metazoa, Chordata, Actinopteri, Salmoniformes, Salmonidae.